Messenger RNA from Scheffersomyces coipomensis, 2155 nucleotides. RefSeq names its product Zn(2+) transporter. NCBI's taxonomy places the organism in Eukaryota, Fungi, Ascomycota, Pichiomycetes, Serinales, Debaryomycetaceae. The transcript has a single exon. Gene Ontology annotation, cellular component: fungal-type vacuole membrane. The record is from RefSeq and is a predicted model, not a curated record. Gene Ontology annotation, molecular function: zinc ion transmembrane transporter activity. The coding region runs from base 297 to 2018 and encodes 573 amino acids. Gene Ontology annotation, biological process: zinc ion transmembrane transport.
GAAUAUAAUUAUAAGGAGGACGACAUACAGGUUGUAAAGUCAAAUUAUAUAAAUUAGGAGAAUAUUGUUGAAACCAUAUCAUUUCAUACCAUAUUAUAUCAAACAGAUUUAGUUUAGUGGUUAUUACUAAUUUUGCAUUUUGUACUAUAAAUACUAUCACCAAUCUCAUUCCCAUCCAUCAUAUUUUUGUAAGCUAAAUCAAAAUUUCAAAAUUCAAUUUCAAAUUCAAAUUCAAAUUUUAUAUAUAAAUAAUUGAUACCAAUUUGUUCCAACAUCUUCUACAGCCCAGGGACAUCAUGACUUUCCCACCUGUGAAUUAUCCUGAAGAUUGGAGUCAAGGUUGGUACUUGACUUUCCUUUCAUCAUGUAUGUGUCUAUUAGGAUGUCUUAUCAUCUAUUUAGAUGAUUUAUAUUAUUUAUUACUUCCAAAGUUUAUCACAUCAAGAUAUCCGUUUCAUCUUAAAGAGAAUUAUACUUUUUUAAAUGCUUCGUUAGCGUUUAGUGCUGGUUGUUUAUUAUUCACAUCUUUAUUUAGAUUGUUACCUGAAGCAUUACAAUAUUUAAAAAAUUCAAUCCAAGAUGAAGAUGACUUAACUCCAUUACCUGUUAAUGUGGAAAGAAGAUUACAAUUUGAUUUGAUAGUUUCUUAUAUUAUUGGAGCUGCGAUCUGUGUAUCAUUCAAUACCAUUCUUCAUCUUAUAACCAGUGAAUCCGUGGUUCAUUGUAAUCAUGGUGAUCAUGAUGAUGAAGAAGCUGAAUUGAUUAAUAAUGAUAUUCAUGAUAAAGGUAAGAUUCAAGAAGCUCAUAGUCAUUCUCAUCAUGAACAACAUCAACAUCACGAAGAAAGUAAUAGUCUGCCCCGUAAGUAUCAUCAUCAUCACCAUCAUCAUACUCAUAGUAAUGAAGAUCAUGAUAUUGAUCCUAAGGAUACUCAAACUAGAAAACCAAGUGAUCCAAAUUCCCCAGAAUUUGGUGAUUCAUCAGAUACUUAUUCCACCUCAUCAAAUCCUCAAGAAUGUCAAGGUACAAAGAGUUCAUGUCAAACUCAAAUUGAAGAUCAUGAUGAAUCAACUCCUUUAAUUGAAAAUCAAAAAUCAAUUAAACAAAGAAAAUCAAUCAUACAUUAUUUCUCAUUACAUCUUGAUGAUUCUGAUGAUGUUGGGGAAUGUAAAGGUUAUUCAUCAGCUGAGUUAUGUUUAUUUAAUAAACAUCAUGCGGUUAAUAUAGACCCAACUCAAACUCAACUUCAUUUUUGUGAAUUACCAGAAUUAAACAGAACUCAAUCUGAUUUAGCCACUGCUACUUAUGGAGCUAUAGAUUCAUCCAAUUUUACCAAUGGGGGUGAAGUUUUAAUUGAUCCUUUCCAUCAUCCUAUUCAUCAUUCUAUAUCCCAUGCAUCCCAUAAUAAUGAAAGUCAUCAUAACAAUCAAAGUUUAAAUCAUGGAGAACAUAAACUGGAUCAUCAUCAUCAUAUAAAUACCCCUUUAUCCAGAUUAUUAUUAAUUGGUAUUCAAACUACAUUAGCCAUAACCUUACAUAAAUUACCAGAGGGUUUUAUUACUUAUAUUACUUCAGAAACAAAUCCUGAAUUAGGAGUUUCUAUCUUUUUAAGUUUAUUAUUACAUAAUUUCACAGAAGGAUUUUCCAUGUGUUUACCAUUAUAUUAUUCAUUCACUGCCGGUUCAUCUAAGAAUUAUGCUAAAUUGAAAGCCAUAGGUAUUAGUGGAUUACUUGGAGGGUUAGCUCAACCAUUAGGUGCAUUAUUAGGAUAUUUAUUUAUUGCUUAUAAUAAGAAUAGACUCAGUGAUGGUUCUGGGGAUGAUGAUGAGAUUAUUGAUAUGCAAAGUUUGAAUUUCAUCUUUGGUAUUACAUUAUCAAUCACCAGUAGUUUCUUAACUGUCAUUGGUCUUUCUAUGUAUGGAUCUGCAGUUGCCUUUGGUGGAUCAUUAAAUUCAGUAUUAAUAUGGUGUAUUAUUGGUAUUUCAGUGAUUGGAUUAUCAUCUAUUGCAAUAGAUUAGCUGCUAUUUAAAUUAUAAAAACAUAUUUUUAGGUUAUACAUAUAUACAUUCUUGUCUUUUUUAUCAAUCGGGUUUACUUUAUAUAUAUAUUUUAGAUUAGCAAUAAUUAAUAAAUUCAAUCAAAUAUAAUAACAUCU